CAACUCUGAUGCCACAUCAGGGAAGGAGAUGAGCGACGGAUACGAGGGGACAUACGGAGGUAAAGGCGAAGGGAAAGUCCGCAAACACCAUCGCAGGUCCACCCGCACUCGCUCUCGGCAAGAGAAGAUUAACAGGCCAAAGCUCAGCAUGCUCAAUGUGUGCAACACUGGCGAUAAGAUGGUCGAGUGUCAGUUGGAAACUCAUAACCACAAAAUGGUUACUUUCAAGUUUGACCUGGAUGGAGAUGCACCGGAAGAGAUUGCCACGUACAUGGUGGAGAAUGAUUUCAUCCUGCCUUUAGAAAAAGAGAUGUUCAUUGAGCAGCUGAAGGACAUUGUGGACAAGGCUGAGGACAUGCUGAGUGAGGACACCGAGGGCGAGAGGAACUUUGACCACGGAGGCAGUCCCAAACAGAGUGAAGGCUCUGUGGGAGCAGAGGGAUUGAAGGCUUCUGCACCAAGCACACCACAGCUGGUGUACCAGCAAAAUGGCCUCCCGUCCAGAUGCUGGGCCCCGCAGCCCAGCCCCUCUGAACAUGAACCACUAUGCUAA
Notothenia coriiceps (black rockcod) is the source of this 553-nucleotide messenger RNA. Its product is annotated as serine/threonine-protein kinase WNK2-like. Bases 29 to 553 code for a protein of 174 amino acids. Lineage: Eukaryota; Metazoa; Chordata; Actinopteri; Perciformes; Nototheniidae. The transcript is spliced from 5 exons. The record is from RefSeq and is a predicted model, not a curated record.